GCUCUUUGGAAUACAUAUUGGCUAAACACGUUGAGUAGCUCCCCUCUACUGACAAAUGCUGGAUAUAUCAAUAACCAAAUUGGGGAUUUGAGCAUGAAGUUAAGACAGGUAGAAAAGAAGUGGGCGCGUUGCGAGCGAGCUAACGACGUAAUUGAGCAAUUGGACAAGGCUGUGAAAGACGCACAUACAGUGUGUUGUGAAUUGUCAUGUGGUGUGCUGAUGCAGCACAUCAAGCGUGUAAUGUUCAACCGUGGCGAAAGUUUCGAGGAGAGUGCUGAUCAACGAGUUGACGAAGAGCCUGUUAUCGACUUCAUUUCCGCCGAAGACGUUGCUCCUCCGGCAUCUAUAGAUGAUGCGGAGUUGCCGGAAGAAGUACUUCUAGUAGAAACGGUGAAUUAA
Messenger RNA from Ostertagia ostertagi, 399 nucleotides. Lineage: Eukaryota; Metazoa; Nematoda; Chromadorea; Rhabditida; Trichostrongylidae. The record is from the annotation of a GenBank genome assembly.